Molecule: messenger RNA, 734 nt
Organism: Hyla sarda
Lineage: Eukaryota; Metazoa; Chordata; Amphibia; Anura; Hylidae
Product: ferritin, lower subunit
Exons: 4
Coding region: 5-577 (190 amino acids)
Biological process (GO): intracellular iron ion homeostasis; iron ion transport
Cellular component (GO): cytoplasm
Molecular function (GO): ferric iron binding; ferrous iron binding
Source: RefSeq, a predicted model, not a curated record
GGGGAUGGGCAGCUUGUCUUUAUUCAUUCAUCUGGCAGCAUUGUACCGAAAAAUCAUGGAGUCUCAGAUCAGGCAUAACUUCCACCAGGAUUGUGAGGCUGGCCUCAACCGCACCGUGAACCUAAAAUACCACAGCUCCUAUAUCUACCUGUCUAUGGCCUCCUAUUUUGACCGUGAUGACGUAGCACUUGCCAAUUUUUCCAAGUUCUUCCAUGAACGUUCAGAGGAAGAGAAGGAACACGCAGAGAAGCUGAUCAAGUAUCAGAACCAGAGAGGAGGACGUGUCUUUCUCCAGAGCAUUGAGAAACCAGAGAAGGACGACUGGACCAAUGGUUUAGAAGCACUACAGACAGCACUAAAGCUGGAGAAAACCGUAAACCAAGCCCUGCUGGAUCUACACCGUGUGGCUGGAGAUAAGAAUGACCCUCAUAUGACGGAUUUCUUGGAAUCUCCAUUCUUGUCUGAGAGUACAGAGACCAUAAAGAAGCUUGGCGAUUAUGUGACCAGUCUGAAGAAGCUUUGGAGCAGCCACCCUGGCAUGGCGGAGUACUUGUUUAACAAGCACACACUGGGUUAAAUCCUCCUCUGCUGUAACUUGCCUCUUGUCGCUCCAGGAUUUCUAUGUAGAAGUAAAAAGGACAUAAAUUUUAUCAGAAACACACAAAUUCUUAUCUACCAGCAUCGUUUUGACAAUAAAACAUUUGUUAAUACAUUCAAACUGGUCUUUUGUUUUC